AUGAAAGGUUGUGAUGAGAAAGCAAUAAAGGAAAAAUGUGAGUGUGGGUUCAAGAUUUGUAGAGAUUGUUAUUUAGAUUGUGUGGGGUCUAAUGGUGCGGGUCAUCGUCCUGGUUGCAAGGAAUCCUACAAGGAUGAUAAGGAGGAGGGGGAGGAUGACGAUGAUGAUGAUGUGUGGCCUAAAGAUGGAAGGUUCACCUUCAGCCCUGCCAAAUGA
Messenger RNA from Dovyalis caffra, 216 nucleotides. The record is from the annotation of a GenBank genome assembly. Lineage: Eukaryota; Viridiplantae; Streptophyta; Magnoliopsida; Malpighiales; Salicaceae.